CCACCUCACGCCGCAGUUGCGCAGCAAUAACAGACUACCAGCAGUCUGCAUGCUUUGUUCAUUGCAAGCAUACGUGUUUGUUGCACAAAGUGAUUCAUUCUGGGUGUUAUUAAUAAAGGCCUCGCCACAGAAAUAUCGACUAAAAGUAAAGAUUUUCUGCUCAUUUCACCAGCGCCUUGUUUUUUUUUGUUUUAGCAGCAAGUUUUAGCAGCAAGACCAUACAAGUAAAUUACAGGAUAAAUACAAAAUGGCGAUGAUGGGGAGGAAUUCAGUGAUGUUCUGUCUGCUGGUUGUUGGAACUCUGUUUGGUGGGACCAACGCGGGAUUUUCUGAUGUUCUGAAUGAUUACAUCGAUGACGUCGACAACUACGUCAACGACCUGGACAACACGAUCCAUGAUACACUGUACCCGAACGAGAACCCCCUGAUGCAGUGGGGCGUGGGUGUGUUCAUCGCCAUCAUCGUGGGCAUUGUGGUUGGCGUGGUCCUGAUCUGUACCUGCUGUUGUUGCUGCUGUUACCAUUGCUGCUGCAAGCCCAACCCACCACCGUACACCACCCUGGUCGUAGCCAGCAACCAGCCCCACCCGAUGCCUCAGACAACCCAUGUCUCACAGAUGAGCAUGCAACCACAGCAGCAGCCUUAUGAAAUCAAACACUAGGUUGGGCCUUGUGUCAUAGAGCUAAUGGGAGACUUGAGGCGCUAGGUGGCAGCAGACUUACCAACAGUUAAAUUUCCAUUGUUUACGUAGUUGAGCUUGCCCACAUUAUCAAGAACAAUAGAUUUUACCUGGUAGGUCUGCUGCCACCAAGCGUCCUGAAAGUCUCCCAUUGGUACAACUCAUGAGUACACACUUUAAUGUGACACAUAGGUCGAUUCCACAACGAACUUUAGGACUAUUUGAGAUAUUGAAAACUUAAGGCUAGUCCUAAGUUAGGACGAGUCAUUUUUUUAGGACGAGUAACUCGUGAGAUAAUACUGGUCUUUUUUCUCUGUGAAAACCUUCCCUUUAAGUUUUGUUUUUACCGAUUUAGGGUGGGUAGUAGGUAGGAGCAAACUGUGCACUAUACAAUAUAUUCCUUAAAGUGCCUGCUUUAAAAUGCAAGUUUUGGACACGCUUGAAAUGACGAGUACUCAUGAAAACAGUACUGCUGUUUCCAUAAAUAUCACUCGAGGUUUUAGCCAUGCACUAUGCAAAAACUUGUUGUUGCACUAAGCUAUUUAAAGCUUAUCUUUUCCAAACUUUCUU
Messenger RNA from Asterias rubens (European starfish), 1249 nucleotides. RefSeq names its product protein shisa-5-like. The transcript is spliced from 2 exons. Lineage: Eukaryota; Metazoa; Echinodermata; Asteroidea; Forcipulatida; Asteriidae. The coding region runs from base 248 to 661 and encodes 137 amino acids. The record is from RefSeq and is a predicted model, not a curated record.